Molecule: messenger RNA, 639 nt
Organism: Dromiciops gliroides (monito del monte)
Lineage: Eukaryota; Metazoa; Chordata; Mammalia; Microbiotheria; Microbiotheriidae
Gene: ATP6V1G3
Product: ATPase H+ transporting V1 subunit G3
Exons: 4
Coding region: 280-639 (119 amino acids)
Biological process (GO): proton transmembrane transport
Cellular component (GO): vacuolar proton-transporting V-type ATPase complex
Molecular function (GO): proton-transporting ATPase activity, rotational mechanism
Source: RefSeq, a predicted model, not a curated record
CUAAUGCUUCUACCCUAUAUGGAGCCAGUAACAAUUUAGGGAUCUAAAUAAUGCCAUUCAGGGACCCUUAUGACAUCAUUUGGGAUUUAAGAAGAAAUGUUAUGCUUUAUGAACUUCUGAAUGAGGAAUGUUCACUGAAUCAAAGGGAUACUUCUCCCAGGUGUCUGAAGAAGAACAUCACAUCUGAAUCUUGGGGACUGGUACCCUGAGAUAGAGAGGGGGGGAGGAUUCCUGGGCAGGGAUCAAAGUUCCUCAAAGCAGCCUGAUCCCAAGGAGAAAAUGAUGGCCAGCGAGUCUCAGGGAAUCCAGCAACUCUUGCAAGCAGAAAAACGAGCCAAAGAUAAGGUGGACGAAGCCAAGAAGAGAAAAGGUAAAAGACUAAAACAAGCAAAAGAAGAAGCGAUGGCUGAAGUAGAACAAUAUAGGAUGCAGAAAGAAAAGGAAUUUCGGGAAAAACAAUCUUUGAUAAUGGGUUCCCAAAGCAACCUCUCAGUUGAAAUAGAUGAACAGACAGUAGGACAGAUUCAGAACCUCACUGGUAACUACAAGGAGAGCUUAGAAAAUGUGAUGAAACAACUUCUGGGCAUGGUUUGUGACCUGAAACCUGAAAUCAAUAAGAACUACAGAAUCACAAAUUAA